This is a messenger RNA of Malaclemys terrapin pileata, 7486 nucleotides long. RefSeq names its product scavenger receptor class F member 1 (gene SCARF1). The coding region runs from base 489 to 3173 and encodes 894 amino acids. The record is from RefSeq and is a predicted model, not a curated record. The transcript is spliced from 13 exons. Lineage: Eukaryota; Metazoa; Chordata; Testudines; Emydidae. Gene Ontology annotation, molecular function: scavenger receptor activity.
UUUGGUUGUUUGGAUUUGUUGUUCCCUUGGCUCCUGCUCUGUGAGGAGGUCACCAUGCAGGAAAAAGGUGUUUCCUGUGAAAAUGCUGACAGAAAGAGCCUGGGAGACAGCCGGAUGGCCGUUUGCCGGAAACGUUCCGGUUCGAGCUCUGUGCUUUCCGCAAACUGGCUCCUGCCUAGUUAAAAGGGCAGAACUGGGGCGUGCUCUGUCUUGCCAAGGAGAGCAGUCCCCACCAGAGCCCAUAGGGCCCUGGACCCUGGCCACACCACUGAUUUCAUGUGCUGCUCCAGCCCCAGUGCCAGGUGGAGGGAGGCAUGAAGUGGGAGAGGAAAAAGCAAGGAGGAAACUUGAGGCCAAAGAGAGGGUGAGGCAGAAACUGAGAGGAAGACAGACAGACAGAACCAACCAACGGACAAGAAAGCUGCAUACAGCCCACGCCUUGGCUUGGAAGCCCCUUGUGGCCAGCAGCACCCAGUAUCCAGACCGAGAUGGCACAGCUGCUGUUGUUACUCUUUUGUCUCUAUUUCUGGCCAUGGAUUGGGAGCUCUGCUCAAGAGUUGGACCCUAAUGGGAAGAAUGUGUGCAAGGCCACCAGCCUCUCUGCAGGUCUGGUCUGCUGCCCAGGUUGGAAACAGGAAGGCAGGGACUGCACAGCUGCGCUGUGUGAAGGGGAGGAUGCUUGCAAGGUGGAUGAAGUGUGUGUGAGACCUGGGAUCUGCCUCUGCAAACCUGGUUUCUUUGGAGCCAACUGCAACUCCCGCUGCCCUGACCAGUACUGGGGCUCGGACUGCAAGAAGAGCUGUUCAUGCCAUCCCAAUGGGAAGUGUGACCCUGUGAGCGGCCAGUGCACUUGCAAUGCCAACCGCUGGGGAGUGCUCUGCGAGUUCCCAUGCCAGUGUGGGCCUCAUGGCCACUGCAACACCCGCACUGGAGCCUGUCACUGUGAGCCAGGCUGGUGGGGACCGAACUGCAAGAAGCAGUGUCUGUGCAGGGUGGCCGGCUCCCACUGUGACCCUGUCUCAGGGCAGUGCGUCUGCACCCAGGGCUGGUGGGGCAGGAGAUGCAGCUUGAGAUGCAACUGCCACCUCUCACCCUGUGCCCAAGACUCAGGCAGGUGUGAGUGCAGGGCUGGGUUUUGGGGGCCAUUGUGCCAACAUCAUUGUGACUGCCUGCAUGGGAACUGCAACCCUCUUGAUGGGCAUUGCAGCUGCAAUCCUGGCUAUCAGGGCAGGAGCUGUGGGGAUCCCUGUCUUGCCGGUUAUUACGGAUCUCAGUGCAGAUACAGCUGCGGGCACUGCAAGCAGAGCCAGCCCUGCUCUCCUGUGGAUGGGUUCUGCCUGGCAUGUGACUCUGGCUGGAACGGUACCCUCUGUAAGAAGCUGUGCACGCCUGGAUACCAUGGGGAGAACUGUGCACAGAUGUGUCCCAGCUGCCGAAAAGGGGAGACCUGUCAUCCAGAGACAGGGGCUUGCUUGAACUGUGACCCUGGCAAGACAGGACCCAGCUGUGACGCACCCUGCCCUGCUGGAACAUUUGGAGAUGGAUGCCGGUUCACCUGUCCAGACUGUGUUAAUGGGAGCUGUGAUCCAGUGGCUGGGGAGUGUAUCUGCCAGGCUGGCUAUUGGGGCACCAGCUGCAAUGAGACCUGCCCAGAGGGUUUUUUUGGAGCGAACUGUUCUUCCCCCUGCCACACACACUCUGGGGACUGUGUGCUCAGAUCAAAGCACCAGGGAGCCCUGAUAGCUGGCAUUCUCAUCCCAUUACUCCUCCUAUUACUCUGUGUCACCUGCUGUUGCUGUUGCUGUGGAACCAGCCAGUUGGAUGCCAGAGACAGGAUGGCUGUUGCUGAUGGUGAUGCGGUCUCCAGAAUGAAACAUCAUGUGCAGGGGGUGCUGGCAAAUCUCAGCUCCAUGUUACCUUGCCUCUCACUGAGUGGCUACAAACUCCCCCGAGUCACAGUCUCCCACCAUGACACAGAGAUUCCCUUCAAUCCCAGCUUCAUUGAACCGCCUUCUGCUGCCUGGGCCUCAGACAGCUCCUUCUCCUCUUCCUUUGACACGGACGAUGAGGGCCCAGCCUACUGUGUCCCUGCCAGAGAAGAUGUUCCUGCAGUGGCAGGCUUUGAGCUUCAGGAAGGCAGCUCCAAGUGUCAUGAAUUUCCUGAUGCAUCAGCAUUUAACUCCGAGGACGUCUCCCAGCCUUUCACCAUCCCCCGCACAUCCAGCAUUGCCAGAGCCAAGAGGCCCUCGGUGUCUUUUGCAGAAGGAACUAAAUUUGGCCCUCAGUGUCAAAGAGGUCCCAUGGAGACACCAAAUACCACUCGGAAGCCCAAAGCUCCCUGGGGUCUUACCAAACUUCCCUCUCACCAGCACCAUGCUGACCCAGAGGAGGGGCCCCAGCAGGGUGGGUCGCCAGGUGACUGUUACGAAAACCCAGAGCCCAUCUCCAAGGCUGAGGAUAGCCACCGGCCCUCCCCCAGGGGUACCCCAGGAGGCCAUAGGAUGGCAGUGUCCAGUGGCAGUCAUGUGGCCCAGAGAGUCGAGGCCCUUGAGGCAGCUUUGAAUCCAAACACUUUGGAUGUUAGGGGGAAGGAGCAGAAUGUCACAACCAUUUACGUGACUGUGGGGACAGCAGGGAAAUCCUCCAAGCCCAAUGAGAGUGCCAAUGGAAGCAGAGAGGGGACAGUUCAGGCUGUACUGAAACGUUUGGGUAGCUUCCAGAGAGUAAAAAGGGCUUUCAGGGAGGAGCCCAUGGUGAGGAAAAGUACUGAAAGCAUCCAGAAACCUCCCCGCAGGGCCCUGGGCCCAGAGAGGGACUCCAGAGACCUGUUCCCCCAGCCAGCCCCUCCACACAAGGACAGCUCCAAGACAACAGGUCUGGAGCCCUGUGAGUCACCUGCGCUCCUUACAGAUAGACACCAGAUAGAUGUUCCUGUGAAGAGAGAACCUCUCAUCCCCACAUCUCCUAUAUUUGAAAGACAAGUGGCUCAGGAGGGAGAAGAUGGGGUUACAGGGGACCCCAAGAAGAGUGAAAGUCUUGAAGAGACCAGAAGCCUAGAAACAAAUGAACAGACUGUUGUUGAGGAGGAACCCAAAUAUGAAAAUGUGUCUCCAAAUCGCUGUCCUUCAGACGAGCCUCCUGCCACCUCCCCUGACUGUGCGGCCAACACCUGAAAACCCACCCAGGACCCAAAUCCUGCCUCUGUUUCAGAACUGUGACAGUCAUCACGAUGGAGCUGUGGCCACAGGGGGCAGUGUUCCUUGCAGGGCAGGCCACGAGUUAUUGAAGAGUGCUAGGUUUGCAAGAUGUCUGGUAUUAGAGGGAACCCAGAAUUUCACCUCCCAGACAUGCCACAUGAACUAGAUUAUUGUCUAGUGUUACCAUUAAAUCUCUGUGUGUCCCGCAGGGUCAGGUUCUGCAUUGCAUGUUAAUGUUCAAAUGAGGCAACUUGCUGUGAGUAGCAAUGUUACCUCAUGGGGCCACAGAGAUGCCCUCCUGAGUUCCAUGUUAGUCUUGCCAUGAAUCAUUACCAAGGAGGUACUGUGCUGCAGGCAAGUCAGUUCAGGCACCUCCAAUACAAGUAGAUUAGUCAGAAGAAGUGAUUGUACCUGACAGCAUGUUUAUUUGGUGACUGUGCUCUUAGCUUGCUGGGCUGACCAAUAAGACAAGGUUAUGUUUUAGGAAAAUACCAUCCAUGUGAGGUUCAGGAGUCCGAAUUACAGCGGAGUAACACAGACAGCCGAUGCACGUGAGGUGUCACGCCCCUUGACAGGUUACCUCUCCUUCGAGUCAGGUACUUAUAUGGGCGCGUCACCAGGGGGGCACUGACCACUAGUGAUGCUUCCUUUUGGCCGUCCUGGGGAUUAGCUCUGGCCAGGCAUUAUGCCCUCCUCCAGCAGUGUCUCUCCCAUUGUCCUCUUGCUGUCUGCCACUCAAGGGGCUCCCUUUUCAUGACUUGGCCCUCCAGCCAAGUCACCAUGUGUUUUCCCCCUUCCAGGGGGUGUGUAUCAAAGUUCCUCCAUAUGAAAUGGCAGUCUUCCCAUUACUGCUGAAACCUGCCACUCCUCCAGUGGCUGGUAGGGGGACCCGGGCCCUCCCUCUACUCUGGUUCCCAGCUCAGGGGCCCUCUCAUUGGCAGCCAGUCUGACCUACCUCAUACCUUGUGGCUUUUUCCAUGAGCCUUGCCUACCUCUCUGCGUUUGCCAGCCCAAACUCCCCCCUCCCACUGAGUAACUGUAGGGUACUUGCCUCUAGCCCCAGACACACCUCCCUUCUCCCAGGGAGUGACUGCAAACUCCUUCCCUGCAGCCGCCUUUCUGCUGCCAAUUUCCUGGCUGUAUAGCUCCAACCCAGUUCCUUCCUCAUUCAGUCAGGGGAUUGCCUAGCAACCUGAUCCCUCAGUUGUGGCUUGUUGGGUUACACAGGGAGUCUGUGGCAGAGCCAGGGCUUCAACCCAGGUCUUAAAACCAGCCUUCCUACCCUUACCGGUUACAGUGGUCUCUUCAAAUCCUUGCCAGGCUCCAAAACCAGAUCUGCAAGGACAGUCUUGCCUGCAGCCUCCCAUUGCUCUUGGUAGAAAACAGAGGGUUCAGUGAUCCUGCCCCACUCCCAACUCUCCUUGUCAGGCAACACACUGAGCAGAGCAGACUUUAUGCACAAGCAAAGAAAGUGUCUGCUUGGGGCUUGAGUCCUCUAGCCCCACAUGCUAACGGGACUUGGCAGCUCCCAUGCCAGCCCUAUUUCCCUCCCUUGCAGGAGGAAAUAACACACUGCUAGCCCCUGCUAUCAAUAUGCUUAUGAGGGCAGGGAGCAGUGACUUGGCUCCCUAUUCAGGGAGCUCACAAACAGAGCCUGACUGGUGCUGAGAGUGCCAUGGUCAUCAUUGCCCAUUUAGCCCAUGGGACCCCUGCAGAGAGCAGCACCCACACCUCCCUCCCUGACUAUUGUCAGUUGCUCCCCACAGGGGACUCUUUCUGACUCAGCAGCACUGAUGGGACCAGCUGAAAAUCCUAAAAUUAGAAGCAGUGCCAGUGGGGAAGUGGGACAGAAAGACAGCCCUGCAACCAGUUCCUGCCACUGAGCCCAGACUGCCAUGUCACAAAGGAGCUGGGACUGGACUCCUGAAAAUCCCCAGAUGGAGAACAUAGCUGGGGCUGUGAGCAUAAAAGCUCCAGGGACUUGGGAGAAUGUUUCCAGAGAGCAGCUUUCUGUGGGGCACUUGGGUCACAUAUGAAUGAUUCUGGGACCCCAGGAAGUGUUUCCCCCUCACCUCAUGGUGUUUUCUAUCUUGCCAAUGUUGUCUUGCUGAGCGAUGCAUUUCAGCCUUUAGGUGCAACAACACUACCUUUGGGCUAAGAUGUGGUGGGAAGGCAGCUGUCUGUUUCCACCAAGAUCUCACAAUGUAGCCAUUAUACCAGCUGUGCAGUAAAAAAUGCUCCAUUCCCCUGCUCCCCUCUGAGGCAUUAUUGCCACUGUGGGCAUCAGUCAAGCGGGCUGUGUGUGCUUCUCCUGCCAAGGGAGCAGGCCCCUCCCUGCCAUCAGCACUGGGGAGCACUCCUGCAGGGCAUACUGGCUCACAGAGUAGCUCUCUGUCUCACACGCUGGGGACUGUGUACAAGUUCUUUUGUGUUAAUGCAGUGAAGGAACCUUCAGACAACACCUGCAGCUGAGUUACAGGGACAAUGCAGAGAGCACGUGCACUAAAAUGUCUAAUAAACAGAAAACUGGGGUGAUGGUGACUCUGCUUCUGCAUCCAUUUCUUAGCAGUAAUCUAAAACAGCUCUUCGUGGCUUAUGAGUCCUGAAGUCACCUCUCCCCCAGAACUCACCCCGCACAGGUAGCAGCCUUUUCAGAAGUUGGAGAAUGCUACAUGGCAUCCCUCUACAUACAGGGAGAUUUCCCCUAAAGUGGGUUUCUCUUAUCGGUCAGUCCAUGUCAUCUACAUGCAGCAUAUCUAAAGCAGCCUCAGUGGAAUUAAUUUUAGCAGCUUAUCUACAGAGAAUAUCUGGGUUUGUGCAAAUUUAUCAAACUACUUUGGCUUACAUGGAAGGAUCUAAACAUAUUAAUUUCUACAGCUACACUUAAUGUAUUAAAAGGUCCAUGCUAUAAUGUAGAGUUUAUGUGCAGGUUUCCAAUAUACCAAGAAACCUGCACUGAUAUGCAAGUGUGAAGGAACCUUAGAGCAAAUGUAUUGUAGUGGUCUGAGUCUAACAGGAUUUGUAAAUUUAGUGCCGGAGGAAAAUAUUUUACCUUUCCUGACUAGCAUGAAGAGUCCAUGUAGAAAGCAGCAUUGCCAAAGUUUCUCCAAACCAUUAACUUCUAUCCAAUGGGGAAAUUGUAAUUUCAAUUCCCUUAAUUACAGCUUUAAACCAUACACUGCCAACAAAUGCCUCAAACAUGACACCCUUACACCUGGGCAAUGAGGUCGUCCCACUUGGGUGGACGGGACCAGCCCUGUGCACUCAACAGGCAACAAGCAAGAUGAGAUGGGAUGAGGCAAUCCUCAGUGCUAAGGGAGCCAGGAGUGGCUCAGAAAAAUAGUUUAUUUGAUUCCCUGAGUAACGAGAUUUGGUGUUAGGCACCUUGAGAAAUACUUGAAACUGGUUCUAAUUCAAGAAGCCAAGUCUAAAGAGCAUUUAUAGCACUGAGCAGGGUUUGGGUUGAUUUGUCUAAUGUGGUUCUUACAUGUUUUCUUGUGUUAAUCUGAGUGAUGUGGAGGCCGCUGAAUGUAAAUAGUUCUUAGUUAAGCCUAAAAUGAGCUCAGUUCCACAAAACCAAAGACAAAACCAAAAAUAGUCUCAGAGAUUUAGGGUGACUCAGCUCUGCUGUCCUGUGCAUUGUUUCAGCUUCUGGUUUGUUUAAUUCUUAAAUUUAAUUUAUAAAUCUGAACAUGCAGAGACAACAAUAGCAGUAAAAACAGCUGUGAGAGAGGGACAGGUUGGGAAUGUCUCAGCAUGAGUAAAUUGCCAGCUGUACCUCAUUUAUUAAUCCUUAUGCUGAUCUCAGUGAUCUGAAAGUCAUUGAUUUUGUCUUUCAACUUUCAAGGUUAAAAUGCUUUCAAAUAGUCAAAGUUUGCGAACAGACUUGGUCAGAGAUUUUAGUUGUUUUUCUUUCUAGUAGAACAUCUCCAAACAGGAGAGUACUUGUGUGCCUUGGAUCCGUUAUUUCCUCAUUGGUGGUUUUGGAAAAUUCUACAUCAGGGUGUUUCAGUUUUGAAACUAAUAGUUGUAUUUUUUUAAAGCGCCUUUGCCAUAUGCCCUGUAGUCUGCUUGACAAGAAUUGUAGCCGCAUCAUCUAGGGUUUGUGCAGACAGAAUGUAAUGUUAUUCCAGUAGAAUCCUAGAUUUGCGCAUGCCCCAUGUGGUCAAGUCCCUUUUUGGUAAUUAUUGGCUUCUGUUUUUAAGGUAUUUUAUUACAAUGGCAGAAAUGCAUCAGAAUAAGCUGUAUAUACAGACAUUUUUCUAAUCAGAAUGGGAUAUUUAUAUCCA